Seminavis robusta is the source of this 3209-nucleotide messenger RNA. Lineage: Eukaryota; Bacillariophyta; Bacillariophyceae; Naviculales; Naviculaceae. The record is from the annotation of a GenBank genome assembly.
AUGUCUGCUCGUCAGCUCUCUCUCCGUCGCGGAAAGAAUGAACCCGUCCAAACGUUUUCUCGUGCCCGAGGAACCGAUGAAACUACUUCGGCUCUCCUCCGUUGUACCCUCCAGCCUGGCAUGAACAACAACCAUCGCCAGCAGGUGCUUGGGGAUCCCAGCAAUGCUUCCCAGUUUGCUUGCAUCUGGAAUGCCAAGGUUGGAAUCCUCACCCGUCCCGUGAUCAUCACCCUUGACAAUGGAGACCCCGUUGUUGUUGGGGAUUUUACCGACACCAUUGGUGAGCCCUUCGCUGUUUCCCUCCCGGUUGAUGAGUUCUUUGGGUUUGUUACCACUCUUGUCUGUGCUGGUGAUGCCGCGCAUUUCCGCUUGGGAGUGCACCCCACCUCCCCUGAUACUGUAGCCGGACCGCCGGUUGCUCCUCCUGGUGGAGUCCCUCCUCCUAGGCGCAACCGGCAGGACCCCCCAGCCCCUGUGGAAGCUACCCUUGGGCGCCUCAACUUCCCUGGCCUCCCAGACGAACCUGGCAAUGAUGACCUACCAAGGAUUGCAGCUUUGCCGUUGUUCCUCCCUCUUGAGCCUGGUUUCACGUUUGAACACCGCUCGGAUCUCCAGAACAACCAUUCUUACCGUGACACUUACCGCCUUUUCCAUGUCUGGAGGGAAGGAAUGCAGUACCUUCGCGCCAUGAACGGGUGGAUGUCCGUCACCACCGGUGGAACGUUGUUCCACCUCCCUGGACUGGAAACCGCUGCCGUAAACCCCAUUGCCCAGCUGGCCAUCCGGCCCCGGAUCCUUGCUGCCCCUGUGCCUGUCCUUCCUGACAGCCCCCUCUAUGGUCCAUCUCGCACUAGGUUUGCUACCUGGUCCACCACUGCCUGGGUCGACAUUGGAUCUACUUUGGAGCCCCUGGCCGACGAGAUUCCUCCUGCUGUUGGAGGUGGUUUAAGUGCCGACCAGAUCAAGGCCGUUGUUGAACCCCUUAUCAAACGAGACAAGGCAUUUGGUUCUGCUGAACGGACUGCUGCCCGUCUCCGAAUCCUUCUUGCGGGAUUGCCCAUUGGUGACACUGAUGACACUGCCGCCAUGGUGCUCCCGGAUCUACGGGACGAGUUCAGUGCUUACUUAUCUAUGGGGUCCAGUUCCACUGCCGGUGAUGACCUACGAGAGUUGGUCAAAGCCCGGUUGGUCCUGUCCAAUGCAAGUGACCGAGCGGUAGACUCCAGCGUCACUUUCCGCCCGGAGAAUAUCACGUUGGCGUUCAGUGACAGGAUCAGGACUUUCUCUUGGUUGUCCGUCCGGCUCCUGUCCGCUUCAUUUACAACAGCCCAAUCGAACCUAUGCCUUAUCCAUUUCUUGACCCCCGAACGCGACGCACUGUCUGUCGUUGCUGACGGUGACCACCAAGCCCGGACGAUCCUCAUGGCCAACUCAACCAACAGCACUGCGCAGAUUGAAGCCACAAAGAACAGUCAGCUGUACUCCGGGGGUGCUCUGCAGCACUUCCGUCAUGUGUACGAAGCAUUCUGCAAUCUCCGGCUCCUUUUUGCAGUCAUGAUUACUGACUUAACGACACCCAUUGUUAUUGUCAAGAUGGCGGAAUACGUCAACCUAUUGAUGGACGCCUCUGGGAAAGACCUAUGGGAUGUGUACCGAAACCAUCCGUACCUUGCCAUUCACCCAUGGCAAGAACUCCAAUCAAUCCUCGGGGCCUUUCUUAGGCCCGCAACCAAUGCCACUUUGUAUGCAGGAGUGAUUGCAGGAACGGGAGUCCAGUACAGUGAUUUCCGUGGCGCAAUAGCCACUGCUGAUUCCCAUAUCCAUGACCUCCAAGCCAUCCUAAAUGGGAGCGGUUUGGGAAAAUUUGAAGGCACACCUACUUGUGCCUCUUGGUUUAAAUUCACUGGAACCCAUGCCGGCCGUCCUCCUGCAGCCGCCCGUCCUCCUGCAGCCCCCCCUGCACGAAGUGGUGAUCGGCUUGGUGACACAGCAUCUGCUAAGCGCCAGAGGGUGGACGAUCCGGCUGACAACGAUCGAAAGAAAACCCUUGGUAUACUUACUUUCGACUCCACUGUCGCUGGGACUAGUCGUCUUCCCACUGUUACAGCCCGAGCCAAGAAGCGUGGCUCCAAAACCCCUGAGCGGUUGUGCAUGAAGUUCCUGACUCAAGGUUUCUACUGUGGCAAUGGCAACGACUGCAAGAUGCCUCAUAUUGCCAACAUUGAACUCCUUACAGAGGACAAUCGGGCUAAGCUCAUAUCGUUUGUCAAGGCCCAGGCUGGACUUGCCUGGGCCCCUGGUAAAAUGCCUGCUGUCACCUCUUCUUCCUUGUGCGUCCCAGACCGGACACUUCGUAGCUCUAAGUUGACUAUGAGUGGACCCGGCCUGGGGCCACGGACUACUUUGUCAGACUCUACAGGUUCCUCUAAUGACGCUGUCGAUGCGCUCUCGCGGUACUUGCCCAAGCCUGGCCCCAGAUCUGUGCCCGCUGACGAUGUACCAGACGCUGAUAUUGGAAAUGGCUUGGCCAUUCGACGUGCCCAAGAAUGGUACCCGACACAAUCCGAAGUGAUUGAUCCUGAGGACAUUACGCUGAAGGAAGUCUUCACACAGUCCGUCCAGCGACGCUUCCGUGGUCAACUUGCCGAGCGACACCCCGCGGUGCUGGCCAAAGUUGACCAACCAUUCGGUAAGGACAAUCUGUCCCAGUUUCUGUAUUCUACUCCUGCCCUGCGACAUGUUCUGCUUCCACUGGUGAAGACUGGAUUCCUCCCGAUUGGAUCCAACGACUGGCUAGCAUUUUGCACCGCCUACUACCCUGCCCUUGUUCUCAAAGAGCUCCUGUCUGAGCUUUGGACUACCGGUUUCCGCGGAAUCCGUGGAUACCCAGCUGGCUGGGAAACGGAGACCGAGUUGAACCUCAACCGUGUCAAGAUGGCCACUGCCGCCCUGUUGUAUUUUGAUGGGAGUGUGGCUGAUCUGGUCCGGUGGAUUGGUGGGCCGCAUGUUGCUGCCCACAGGAACCAUACUGCGACCCUUGAAGCUCUGACCAAUGCUGGAGCUGACUCCCACGUUGCCCGCCGUCAACUUGGCAGGCAUCUUUGGCUGAACGAUCCUACUGUUGAAGCCAGAGUCCUCCCCCAUCUCCCGGCAAUUCAAAUGGCUGAAAUGCCUACAGAUGUGGAAUUGGAGGCCUUUGAGCCCAUGUG